This is a messenger RNA of Propithecus coquereli (Coquerel's sifaka), 2686 nucleotides long. It is a transcript of the gene TRIM56, whose product is annotated as tripartite motif containing 56. The coding region runs from base 252 to 2519 and encodes 755 amino acids. Gene Ontology annotation, biological process: innate immune response; positive regulation of DNA-templated transcription. Gene Ontology annotation, molecular function: ubiquitin-protein transferase activity; zinc ion binding. The transcript is spliced from 2 exons. Lineage: Eukaryota; Metazoa; Chordata; Mammalia; Primates; Indriidae. The record is from RefSeq and is a predicted model, not a curated record. Gene Ontology annotation, cellular component: chromatin; nucleoplasm.
GCCUGCCCCUCCCAUGGCACCCCACGCAGCAGGACCCAAGGACCAAGCACGCAGGAGGACUUGGACCGCGCUUGCCAUGAGGCCUGUGGACUUCUGGUCUUGUCAUUUCUCACAGGCCUGACACCAUAAGCAGCACUGACAUUUCUACAUUUGCUGAAUGUAUACCAGGAGGAGGGGAGGGGCAGCUCCCUAGCUCAAGAGCAAGUAGCCCAAGGCCCCAGGAGACCAGAAGAAGUUCUCGGCCAUUCAGGAUGGUUUCCCAGGGAUCCCCUCCCUCCCUGCUGGAGGCCCUGAGCAGCGACUUCCUAGCCUGUAAGAUCUGCCUGGAGCAGCUGCGGACACCCAAGACGCUGCCCUGUCUGCACACCUACUGCCAGGACUGCCUGGCCCAGCUGGCCGAGGACAGCCACGUCCGCUGCCCCGAGUGCCGCGAGACGGUGCCCGUGCCGCCUGCGGGUGUGGCAGCCUUCAAGACCAACUUCUUUGUCAAUGGGCUGCUGGACCUGGUGAAGGCCCGGGCCUGCGGAGACCUGCGUGCGGGGAAGCCAGCCUGUGCCCUGUGUCCCCUGGUAGGGGGCACCAGCGCCGGGGGACCGGCCACAGCCCGGUGCCUGGACUGCGCCGACGACUUGUGCCAGGCCUGUGCCGACGGGCACCGCUGCACCCGCCAGACCCACACCCACCGGGUGGUGGAUCUGGUGGGCUACAGGGCGGGGUGGUAUGAUGAGGAGGCACGAGAGCGCCAGGCAGCCCAGUGCCCCCAGCACCCUGGGGAGGCGCUGCGCUUCCUGUGCCAGCCCUGCUCCCAGCUGCUGUGCCGAGAGUGCCGCCUGGGCCCUCACCUGGACCACCCCUGCCUGCCCCUGGCUGAGGCCGUGCGUGCCCGGAGGCCUGGCCUUGAGGAGCUGCUGGCGGGUGUGGACAGCAACCUGGUGGAGCUGGAGGCGGCCCGGAUGGUGGAGAAGGAAGCGCUGGCCCGGCUGCGGGAGCAGGCAGCCCGGGUGGGGACACAGGUGGAGGAGGCGGCUGAGCGGGUCCUCCGGGCCCUCCUGGCCCAGAAGCAGGAGGUGCUGGGGCAGCUACGGGCCCAUGUAGAGGCUGCCGAGGAGGCUGCUCGGGAGAGGCUGGCGGAGCUCGAGGGCCAUGAACAGGUGGCCAGGGCAGCAGCCGCUUUUGCCCACCGGGUGCUCAGCCUGGGUCGAGAGGCCGAGAUCCUCUCCCUGGAGGGGGCGAUUGCCCAGAGGCUCCGGCAGCUGCAGGGCUGCCCCUGGACUCCUGGGCCAGCCCCCUGCCUGCUGCCCCAGCUGGAGGUGCAUCCCGGGCUCCUGGACAAGAACUGCCACCUGCUUUGGCUCUCCUUUGAGGCGCAGCAGUCCCAGGUUGACAGUGGGAAAGAUGGAGCUGGCGCCCAGGGGGGCGAUGAGGCGCAGAGCCACACAGAGGGUGUGGCCAAGGCAGAGAGACAGAAUGGAGUCCAGCCCCAGGGCAGGGAUGGAGCACAGACCCCGAAAGAGGACAGGGCCCAGACACCCCGAGAAGAUAGAGCCCAGACCCCGGAAAAAGACAGAGCCCAGAUGCCCCAAGAGGAAGGAGGAGCCCAGCACCAGAAGGGCAGCAUGUCCAACAAGAAGAGAAAGUUCAAAGGCAGACUCAAGUCGAUUUCCCGGGAGCCCAGCCCAGCACCUGGGCUCAACCUGGAAGGCUCUGGCCUCCUCCCCAGGCCCAUCUUUUCCUGCAGCUUCCCCACACGGAUGCCUGGAGACAAGCGGUCUCCCCGGAUCACUGGACUCUGUCCCUUUGGCCCCCGGGAGAUCCUGGUGGCGGAUGAGCAGAACCGGGCGCUGAAACGCUUCUCCCUCAAUGGCGACUACAAGGGCACUGUGCCAGUCCCUGAGGGCUGCUCCCCUUGCAGUGUGGCCGCUCUGCAGGGUGCCGUGGCCUUCUCCGCUGGUGCAAGGCUCUACCUCAUCAGCCCUAAUGGCGAGGUGCAGUGGCGCCGGGCCCUGAGCCUCUCUCAGGCCAGCCACGCUGUGGCUGCACUGCCAAGUGGGGACCGUGUGGCCGUCAGCGUGGCAGGCCAUGUGGAGGUGUACAACAUGGAAGGCAGCUUGGCCACCCGAUUCAUCCCUGGGGGUAAAGCGAACCGGGGCCUGCGGGCAUUGGUGUUCCUGACCACCAGCCCCCAGGGCAAUUUCGUGGGGUCGGAUUGGCAGCAGAAUAGCGUGGUGGUCUGUGACGGGCUGGGCCAGGUGAUUGGAGAAUACAGGGGCCCAGGCCUGCACGGCUGCCAGCCAGGCUCCGUGUCCGUGGAUAAGAAGGGCUACAUCUUUCUGACCCUUCGAGAGGUCAACAAGGUGGUGAUCCUGGACCCGAGGGGGUCACUUAUUGGAGAUUUCCUAACGGCCUACCAUGGCCUGGAAAAGCCCCGGGUGACCACCAUGGUGGAUGGCAGGUACCUGGUCGUGUCCCUCAGUAAUGGGACCAUCCACGUCUUUCGGGUCCGCUCUCCUGACAGCUAAAGGGGCCAGGACUGGGGAAGCGGUGGGGGCAGAGGAGGGCAGGAGGGAGGCAGAGCUGCCCAUGGGAUGUGGCGGCUGAGGACGUUUUCCUGAAGGGCAGGGGUUGACGACUUUUCAGUGUGAAGUGCCAAACUGCUAACCCCUCUCGUGGUGUGCAGGGAUGGGGA